UAAAACUCCACGGCACCGUCGCAACAACUACGAGACAUCUCUCUCCCUGCACGUUUGCUCAAACCUGAUGGAGAGGCAGAAAAUGGAAAAAAAAAAGAAGAGAAAGUCCAGCUUUUUUGGCUGAAAGUCAUAAGAGCACCAGCGAACAAGCUGUUCCAUCUGGAGGAGGGAUGAGGGAGGAGGGGAGGACUGGGAGAGGUGAAGAGAGGGGAGUCACUCCUCGGAGGUCUGAUCAUGAACUCCAGGAUCCACUGACCAUGAUCCCCAGCCCGUUUCUGUCAUUUGUGCAGAAAUAUAACGGCUUCACGGACUGGAAGGCUCACAGACCCGGCCCUGGGCUGCAGGAAGGAAGAGAGUGUUUGCAGAUGUCACUAAAUGAAAACAUGAAAUAUGGCUCUCCUGAGAAAAAUUAACCGGGUCCUGGUGGUGCUGCUGGUUCUGCUGGUGUCGUUGGUUCUGUACAGCACGCUGCUCAGACCGUCCCCUCGGCCUAGUCGGGGUCACAGGAAGAGCUCGGGUGGUGCAGGACGACGUCUCCCUGCGGUCCAGUCCCCGGCAGACGAUGUGGUCUCCGUCGUCAUCUGUGCAUCGGAGGAGCGCAUGGGUGCAACCAUGGCAACCAUCAACAGCAUCAUCAGCAACACAGGAGCCAGUGUUUUCUUCUACAUUGUAACUCUUCGUGACGCUGUCAGACUUACAAGGAGGUACAUAGAGAAGACCAAACUGAAGGGGAUCCAGUAUAAGAUACUGGAAUUUAACCCCAUGGUUCUGCAAGGAAAGGUGAAGCCGGACUCCUCUCGACCGGAUCUCUUACAUCCACUCAACUUUGUCCGCCUUUACCUUCCCCUGCUGGACAUCAGCCACAAGAGAGUGAUAUACGUAGAUGAUGAUGUCAUCGUGCAAGGUGACAUCAAGGAUUUGUUUCAUGUCCAGCUGAAAUCAGGACACGCAGCUGCUUUUGCGUCCGACUGCGACCUGCCCCCCACGCACGAGAUGGUUCGCAGCAUCGGCAUGCAGACCACCUACAUGGGCUUCCUGGACUACAGGAAACAGGAAGUGAAGGACCUGGCCAUCAACCCCAACGACUGCUCCUUCAACCCCGGGGUGUUUGUCGCAGACAUCAAGGAGUGGAGGGAGCAGAAGAUCACCAAGCAGCUGGAGAGAUGGAUGGAGAUGAAUUUCAGGCUGAACAUAUACAGCAGUGCCAUGGCAGGAGGGGUGGUGACUCCACCCAUGCUGAUAGUCUUUCAUGACAAGUACACGACACUGGACCCUCUGUGGCACGUGAGACACCUGGGCUGGAGUCCGGACGCCCGCUACUCGGAGAACUUCCUGCAGGAGGUUCACCUGCUGCACUGGAACGGCCCGUUCAAGCCCUGGAACUAUCCGGCCGUCCACCUGGACCUGUGGGAGAAGUGGUUCCUCCCAGACCCGUCCAGAAGGUUCUCUCUGAAACGACCCGACACGGACAGCUGAGGCCUGCACAAGUUCUGGACCGUUCUGGACACACGGGACCUGGACCUGACAGGACCUGGUCGUCACCUCCUCCCAGUACUGGAGUUGAGGGGGGAUGAGGGGGAUGGCAUCCCCCCCCUGAAAUAAAAACGGUCCAAAUCAUCCCCCCCUGAAAUAAAAACGGUCCAAAUCAUCCC
This is a messenger RNA of Cololabis saira (Pacific saury), 1652 nucleotides long. RefSeq names its product glycosyltransferase 8 domain containing 2 (gene glt8d2). NCBI's taxonomy places the organism in Eukaryota, Metazoa, Chordata, Actinopteri, Beloniformes, Belonidae. The coding region runs from base 391 to 1476 and encodes 361 amino acids. The record is from RefSeq and is a predicted model, not a curated record. Gene Ontology annotation, cellular component: Golgi apparatus. The transcript has 12 exons. Gene Ontology annotation, molecular function: glycosyltransferase activity.